Molecule: messenger RNA, 3615 nt
Organism: Anolis sagrei ordinatus
Lineage: Eukaryota; Metazoa; Chordata; Lepidosauria; Squamata; Anolidae
Gene: NOD1
Product: nucleotide binding oligomerization domain containing 1
Biological process (GO): intracellular signal transduction; regulation of apoptotic process
Molecular function (GO): protein binding
Source: RefSeq, a predicted model, not a curated record
UAAUAAUAAAUGCCUUUCAGGGCGCCUUUUGCAGGAGAGCGUUCUCUGCCUAGGACACUUCCUGCGGCCGCCCUGCAGGGGGCGCUGCGAACUAGACCGCGCGUCCCGUUGGAAAGGCAGCCAGGCGGGCAGGAGGGAGCCUUGGCGCUCUGAGCUCGGGCUCUGGGGGCGGCGGCUCCGGGAGAUGCGAUCCGGGGCGGGGAGUAAAAGCAGAAGCAGCCCCGCUUUCUCUUCGUGCCCCUUCGGCCCCUUUCGCUUUUCCUUUCUCCUCUUCUGGAUCCUUCUGGUCCAACAGACUAGAACUAUAUCUUGCUCAAAACCAACACCGGGUGUGACCCUUCUGCUACACCUUGCAGAUCCUCAAAAAUGAAUUUGGAAGGCAUAGCUUCUUACAGUCAUUGCAAUGGAAAAUCAGUGUGGUGGUGAGACAGUGAUACGGCAAACAGCUACAGCAGCCUGUCCAUCAUCCUUUGUUAACCUGCUGAAAGUCCACAGAGAACUAUUAGUUAGCAAAGUUCGUAAUACUCAGUGUUUGAUAGACAACUUACUCAAGAACGAGUAUUUCUCAACCGAAGAUGCAGAGAUUGCUGCACAGUAUCCAACCCAAGCUGACAAGGUUCGUAAAAUUUUGGAUCUAGCUCAGAGCAAAGGAGAAGAAGUUGCAGAAUAUUGCAUCUAUGUCCUGCAGCAAGUCGCUGAUGCUUAUUAUGAUUUGCAUCCAUGGUUGGAAGAGAUUGGAUUUCAUCCUUCAGAGGUCAUUAGUAAUAAACCUGUGGAAAAUACUGAUCCAGUCAGCAGGUAUCAUCAGAAACUUAGAGAUGAAUUGGGCCGAGACACAAAGUUCAUCGUGUCAUAUACCCAAAAGGAGGACAUGCUGCUUGAAGAAACUUAUUCAGCCAACAUUAUGGAGUUUAUCAAGCACAACAAUGAGAAAUUUGGUGACGUGAAUGCCCUGGAAGACCUUCUUAGUGACAGCGUUGGCCUAAUUAAUGAAAAUGGAGAGACCAUCUACAUCUUUGGGGAUGCAGGGAUUGGAAAAUCUAUGUUGUUGCAAAAGAUGCAAAAUCUAUGGUCCAAGGGUGAAUUCAGUGUUGGGGCCAAAUUCUUUUUCCGUUUCCGAUGCAGAACGUUCAGCUGUUUCAAGCAUGAUGACGCUAUCUGUUUGAAAGAUCUCCUAUUUAAAUACAAUUGUUUUCCUGACCAGGACCCAGAGGAGGUCUUUGACUUCAUUGUGAAAUUUCCUCACACCGUCUUGUUUACUUUUGAUGGCUUUGAUGAGAUCCAUUCAGACUUCGAUCUCAACAGCAUUCCUGAGACCUGUUCCCCCAGUGAAUCCAUUCACCCACUUGCUUUGCUGGUAGGCCUUCUCACUGGGAAGCUUCUGAAGGGUUCCAGGAAAGUCCUGACAGCAAGAACAGGGACUGAAAUUGACAAAAACAUUAUCAGGAAGAAGGUGCAUCUCCGAGGGUUUUCCACCAGCAACCUGAAAGAGUAUACCAGAAUGUUCUUCAAAGAUGAAGGAUGCCGGACUAUGGUUCUCAACCAGCUGGAAGCAAACCCAAAUCUCUGCAGUUUAUGCUCAGUGCCUUUAUUUUGCUGGAUUAUCUUCAAAUGCUUUGACCAUUUUCACUUCACAUUUGACAGCCAUGAGCUCCCAGACAUCAAAGUUACUUUAACAGACAUUUUCUUGCUCAUGACUGAGGUCCACUUGAACCGGACUCAGAAAACGAAUUUGCUGAAGAAGAACACAAGGAGCCAAGUGGAGACAUACAGGAACAGCAAAAACAUUUUGUUUGCUCUGAGUAAAUUAGCACACAGGGGAAUGCAGAAGUCUCUCUUUGUGUUUGACCAGGAUGAAGUUCUCAAUGAUCUCUCUGAACAGGAUUUACACUUGGGUUUCCUCAGGAUGGUUCUGGAUUACGGAAGCUGCAGUGACCAAUCUUCUUAUGAAUUCUUGCACUUGACCUUGCAGUCCUUUUUUACAGCUUUGUUUCUGGUCAUGGAGGAGAAAGUGGGUGCAAAGGAGUUGCUGCAUUUCUUUGCAGAAUGCUCUACUCUUGAUACCUCUCUGUCCAACUGCUUACCAAUCGCCUGGUUGAAAAAUCAUCGUGCGACCGGAGAGGAUCCUUUCCGGAAUAAUGAGCACUUCCAUUUCACCAACCUCUUCCUUUGUGGCUUGCUUUCCAAGGGACAGCACAAACUGAUGAGACACCUGGUUCCAUCGUCCACCAUUAAAAAGAAAAGGAAGGUGCUCCUUGCUUAUUUCUCUGAAAGCAUGAAGUCCCACCUCAAGAGCCUCAUCCGAGCAAGGCUGAAGGAAUAUAAGCAGCUUCAAGUCAGGCCCAAUUUUGUGUGGAUGCUGAGGUGUAUCUACGAGACGCAGAGUGAGAAGGUUGGCAAAGGAGUUGCUAAGAACAUGCGGGCCAACUACCUCAAGCUGACCUACUGCAACGCCUAUUCUGCUGACUGCAGUGCUCUCUCUUUUAUCCUGCAUCAUUUCCAGAAGCACCUGGCCCUUGACUUGGACAAUAACAACAUCAACGAUUAUGGAAUAAAGCAACUUUUCCCUUGUUUUAGCAAGUUAACAGUACUGCGGGUGAGUGUUAACCAAAUAACAGAUCAAGCAAUAAGAGUACUCUAUGAAGAAUUGUCUAAGUACAAAAUUGUGACUUAUUUGGGCUUGUAUAACAACCAAAUUACUGAUGUUGGGGCCAAAUAUGUUGCGAAACUCAUUGUGGAAUGUCCAAGCCUCAUUUAUGUUAAAAUAGGAGCAAACAAGAUAACAACUGAGGGAGGAAAAAGCCUUGCUUAUGCUAUUCGACAGAGCAAAACAAUGUAUGAAAUUGGAAUGUGGGGAAAUCAAAUAGGAGAUGAAGGAGCCAAGGCUUUUGCAGAAGCCCUGUGGAAUCACCCCACCUUAACAAACAUUAGUCUUGCGUUUAAUGGUAUCACCACAGAAGGAGGCAAAUGCCUUGCAGAAGCCAUGAAGCACAACAACACUGUGAACAUAUUUUGGCUCACAAAGAAUGACUUUGAUGACGAAGCGGCAGAGUGCUUUGCCGAAAUGCUAAAGGUCAACAAGAGAUUGGGCCAUCUGUGGCUUAUCCAGAAUCAGAUUACUGCGAGAGGAGCCAAGUGUCUAGCUGACGCUCUCCAGGACAAUACAGCUAUUAAAGAAGUCUGCUUAAAUGGAAACCCAAUAAGCCAAGAGGAGGCAAAAGCCUUUGAAAAUGAAAAGAGACUCAUUUGCUUUUGAGAAACUUCUUUCCGGGUUGGACGGCUGUCGGGAUGCCAAGGCUUAUUUCAGCAGCGGCUGGAGCCAGAACGACUCCCAAAAUCUGAACGGGAUGUGCACUUGACUACAGAAGCAUGCCUUUGACUUGUGGUAGAAGCGUGCCUUUAACUUGUGCCUUUGAACAUUGCAGUCUCUCCUGGCUGCUUUUGUGGCAUUUCGGAUCACAAGCGCGAAAAAAGACAUUAUCUUAACCAUUAACCAUAUAUUUACUCCAAUUUAAAGAAUGUGUGUGAGGAGGGGGCAGGAGGGAACUUCCAGCUGUUGGGAUCUUCAUUUUUGAACUGGAACUGUUAGCAUUAAAAAAAAAUUGGGCCAAAGCA